Durio zibethinus is the source of this 1277-nucleotide messenger RNA. RefSeq names its product GDSL esterase/lipase At4g16230-like. Lineage: Eukaryota; Viridiplantae; Streptophyta; Magnoliopsida; Malvales; Malvaceae. Gene Ontology annotation, molecular function: hydrolase activity, acting on ester bonds. The record is from RefSeq and is a predicted model, not a curated record.
AUGAGUGACUUCUCAAAUAGACAAAUUAUUAUUAGGAUUGUGUUCCAAAUCGUGACAGUCAAGCUGUUAUUGAAAAUCUGCUUUGCUAAGGAUGUUCCUGCUAACUUUGUUUUCGGGGACUCCUUGGUUGAUGUAGGAAACAACAAUUACAUUGCAUCAUUGUCCAAGGCUAAUUUUGUUCCGAAUGGGAUUGAUUUCGGAGGGCCAACAGGGCGAUUCACCAAUGGAAGAACAAUCGUUGACAUUAUAGGGCAGGAAUUGGGUCUUCCAGGUUUUACUCCUCCUUACUUAGCUCCUACAACUAGGGGACCAGUUGUUCUUCAGGGUGUCAAUUAUGCAUCAGGUGGAGGUGGAAUUCUCAAUCACACAGGAAAAAUUUUUGGUGGUCGAAUCAACUUUGACGCACAGCUAGACAAUUUUGAAAAUACAAGGCAAGAUAUAAUCUCGAGCAUAGGUGCUCCUGCAGCUCUAGAGAUGCUUCAAAGUGCUCUUUUCUCAGUUACAAUGGGAUCCAAUGAUUUUAUCAAUAACUACUUUACACCCGUUGUCUCAGCUGAGGAGCAGAAGUUAGUUUCUCCAGAAGUGUUUGUGGCUUCCAUGAUUGGAAGAUUCAGGCUACAGCUUACUAGACUUUACUCUUUGGGUGCUAGAAAGAUUAUUGUAGUAAAUGUGGGCCCUAUUGGUUGUAUACCAUAUGAGAGAGACCUAAAUCCAACAGAAGGAGAUAGCUGUGCUAGUCGUCCAAAUCAGCUGGCUCAGCGAUUUAACACUGAGUUGAGGAGUCUUAUUGAAGCGCUCAGCACAAGCCUGAAAGGAUCAAAUUUCGUCUAUGCCGAUGUUUACCGCAUUGUAGACAAUAUCAUACAAAAUUACAGAUCUUAUGGUUUUGAGAGUGGAAGCUUUGCCUGUUGCUAUAUUGCAGGCAGCUUUGGAGGCCUGAUCCCAUGUGGCCCGUCAUCAAAAGUUUGUCCGGACAGAUCUAAGUAUGUUUUCUGGGAUCCAUACCAUCCUUCUGAUGCUGCCAAUGUCAUCAUAGCAAAACAUCUCUUGGAUGGUGACUCUAAUGAUAUUUCACCAAUGAACAUUCGGCAACUUGCUAAUAUUUGAUUUGAUUAUAAAAAAAUUCUGGCAAGAAAAUGUUCUGCUCGGAAUUGAUAGUACAUUUAGACAGAAAAGUACAAGUGAUACUAUCAUACUAGUUGCCACUGAAGAAAAGGACAUUGUGUUAAAGUGUGCCAAAGUAACAGAAGGGAACUUUGCCCAACUAAUUUGUCCAU